AUGCUUGCUGCCAACACAGAUGCUGUUCAAAAAGACAAUGAUGUGGCCAAUGAUACUGCUACUCUAUCUAAUAUCACAUCAACUUUCGAUUCUAGCAUCCCUUGUCUAAUUUUACCAAACGACGUGGAUGCUGCAAUAUCUCGUCCAGCAACUCCUGUAGAUAGACAUACAAGAAAGCAAUACUCAUUAUUGGCCAUAUUUUUGAUGUUGGCUGAGUAUUGUCUUGAGUUGAUUGUUGGACUUACUAAACGAGUCUUGUUGCCUUCCCGACCUGGUCAAACUUUUUUGUCCAAAACAUAUUCACCAGAUACAGCAUCGGUUAUAAAAACAGCUUUGCCUCGAUUGUUGUCAUUGAAAUAUCAGCCUGGUUAUUGUGGUUCAGACGCAGUGCACUCUGCCCAACGACUUGAAUUAUGUCUGAUGCGACUAAAAGCGGAUCUACAGGAGCUUUUGGACAUAUCCAAGAUCGCGUUCAUCAUUGACUCCAACUCUUCAUCUGGCGAGGGUAUGGUAUCUGCUCAAACCAACAUUGAACCACAGAGCAAAGUAGAAUGUUUGGAGCAUGGUGACUUUUUGUCAUUAAAAAAGCUUUCCUUUGCUCAAUUUGAUUCACUGCGGAAAACCUUGAUACAUAGAUUUGGAACCAUUGCUUUAGUUAUUACCGAGCCUAUUCGACUGGUACUCCAACUGUCAUUUGAGAUUUCAGAGCUUCAGCUUCAAGUUUACCAAAAACUGCACAUAUAUCCGUUUGCAGAGUCAUUUUUCAGCCCAAAAAAGAUCAAAGUUGAUCAGAGACCGGGCACAAAGUUUAUUCAGCAAGAUGUAUUGCACUGUUUAGUUCUUUUACAAGAUACCAUCAGGCAUCAUCGUAGAUUGUCUGAUUAUAUACCAAGCAAAUUGCUCGAGACUGACUCGCAAAGGUCAACGGAGCCAUUUUCAAAUAAUAACCUUUGUGUAGCAAUUCCAUCUGCUCCUCCACCGCCACCUCCACCUCCGCCAUUUCCUUUAAUCAUACAGCCCACACCUGAUUUGUCUACAAAAAAAAGUGGUUUGAUCAGAUCCACAGUAUGUCCAAUUCCCAAAAGUUAUAUUCCAAAUCUAUCCGAAUCAAUCAAAUCAGUCAAGCUUGUACAGUCAAAACAUUUCGAGACCCGACUUCCAAGAUCCACACCCAAUCAUUUUCAAGCAGAUACUUUACAAUAUUCUAACACAGACUUCCUACCAAGCAAAUCCGGAAUAGAACUUCAAACAGCACUCCAAUCUGGUCGACGUAAGCUGAGAACAAUAUCUACUCCGCGAACACCAAGUGGAACACCUAUUCCUACAGAAAAAUCACGUCAGUGUAUUGCUCCUAAUGAUAUCAUCCAUGCAGCACUUUUAAAAAAGUUUAAAUCCAUUCAACACAAUUGA
Molecule: messenger RNA, 1410 nt
Organism: Batrachochytrium dendrobatidis JAM81
Lineage: Eukaryota; Fungi; Chytridiomycota; Chytridiomycetes; Rhizophydiales
Exons: 2
Coding region: 1-1410 (469 amino acids)
Source: RefSeq, a predicted model, not a curated record